Messenger RNA from Fusarium pseudograminearum CS3096, 753 nucleotides. RefSeq lists its product as uncharacterized. Bases 1 to 753 code for a protein of 250 amino acids. Gene Ontology annotation, molecular function: RNA binding. The record is from RefSeq and is a predicted model, not a curated record. NCBI's taxonomy places the organism in Eukaryota, Fungi, Ascomycota, Sordariomycetes, Hypocreales, Nectriaceae. Gene Ontology annotation, cellular component: cytosol. The transcript is spliced from 3 exons.
AUGGCUCCUGGUGGUCCCCCUGGAACAAGCUCGCGCGGCCGAGGAGGAAAAUUCAGAAAGCCCGCUAGAGGAGGUGGUAAGAAGUUCUCACGCGACAUCCGACCUCUCGAUGCCGAUGGAAACGAAGUCAGCAUGUGGGCUGUCGAUCAUGACAAGGAAAACGGUGACGAAGAGGACUCUGAAGAGGAAGAAUCCUCUGAAGAGGAGGAAGACAGCGAUGAUGGUGCUGGUCCUGCCAAGGAACUCACCCAAGAGCAGACGCGAGAACUUCACAAAGCCGAGAAGAAGGCCCGCAAGGAGGCAGCGAUAGCCAAAUCGAAGGCCAAGACAGUUGAGGUCGGCGACCUGCCCUCAAGCGACUCUGAAGAGAGCGACAGCGAGGAUGAAGACAUGCCCGCCAACCCCAACCACUCCAAGAAAGCGCGCAAGCAGGCUACCGCGGGAGUCGAUGAGCUCACAGAAGACAUGGAGAAUUUGCAGGCGGCACCCACUCGACGCGAGCGCGAGGCCCUCGAGGCUGCAGCGGCCAAGGAGAAGCACAUGCGCCUGACAGCCCAAGGCAAGACCGACGUUUCCAGGGCCGAUCUGGAACGCCUCAAGGCUAUUCGUGAGCAGCGCGAACUUGACGCUGCCCGACGACAAGCCGAGCGCGAAGAGAGGGAGGAGCAAGAAAAGGUCAAGAAGUCUGAGAUCGAGGCGAGAGAGGCACGCAAACGAGAGGCCGCUCUCGGAAAGAAGGGCAAGAAGAAAUAG